AAGAUGAAGUUUGGGAGAGCUAUAUAAUGCGAAGGGCAGCGAAGGAGCGCCGACGACAGGUCAGUUCAUCUGAGUGAUGCAUGUGUCUCCGCGCCGGUCUGCGCUUCGUGCAUCCCUCACUCCAGCAAAGGGGCCGAGAGUAAACAACCUUCACUGUCUGCAGAUACGUAUCGUGACAGGGGCUGGAUAUUCGUGAGGCACCACACAAAAAAGCACGUGCCGUAGGGUAUGCACGGACCUAAGACACUGAUGGCAGGCUCCUCUAGUACAUAUAUAUCUCAGCUUGAAAAGCCAGACAGAAUAAAGGCCUACACCCACCCGUCCACCCCAUCUCGGUCAUCCAUCAGUCAACAAGACCUACAUAUGUCGAUCUACAUAUUGGUCUACGUAGAGAAUCGAAAAAGGUAUCAACGGGGAAAAUUUCCCUCACCAUAUGAAAUACACCAUACACAGAUAGGGAGUGGGCAACUAAUCUCAUUGACAACACUUCGUGCCCAACAGAUGCUCGUACUUGAGCAGAAGAGCUUCCUUAAUUGCUUCCAGCUUCCCAUGGGUGCUCCAUGGAAAGAUCGCUCUGCACUCUUUCUUGUUGCGCUGGUGCUUCAUCACACAGCGCUUGUUGGCCGAAUCGAGCGUGCACCCUGUCUUCUUGAGAGGUGGCAGUUCGUGUUUGGCGAUCACAUCGAGUGCAGCUUCGACGGCCGUCAGCUGCCGCCCAUCCAGGCCCGUGAGCUGGGGCCCUGCCUCCUCGGUGUCAUGCAUGUCAACCGAUGGCGCACACUCGCCGCACUCACCAUCCUCCAGGUGCUGCCGUUUGCGCAGGAGAGCAGCAAGCAGCGCUUCCAUGCUGGUGGGGUAGUCGACCGUGCCUGAAGUGAACGGACUCCGUGUGGCUCAUCAACUGCACGCACGCAUAGAACAAUACUGCUGAUGGGUCAGAUCUCAACGAAUCUACGUGAUAUGUUUCUAUUCGUACCCAUGCCGACGGAGGCCUGUGGGAAACUCCAAUCCGAAAGUGAGGAGACACCUCACGUCGCUCUCGUAUGGCGGCCUCGACCUCCUCGAUGACACUGUUGAUGCACUUGACUUUCAGACUCUGAGUCUCCUGUUUCUUGAAUUCCUCCCACCCUGGCCCCCGUCAAUGCAUUUGGGACAGCCAUGGCCCUGCAGGUGCUGCUUCCUGCACUCCAGGGCGGCCAGCAGUGCCCCCCUCUCUCCGUCGUACAGUUGAUGUUUGCGGAAAUAACGCUGACACGUCGAAUGCCAUGCAAGCCAUCCUCCCGUCCGACCGUGGGUAGGGCGAUGCUGCCGACGUCGACCGACUUGUUGUUGGUCUCCUCGAUGGCCCUCUCGACGUCCUUGAUCUCUCGCUGCUGGUACUCCUCGUACCGUUGUUGCGCUGUCUGCGCUGCCUGGCGGAGGGCUGCUGCCACCUGGCCACGACGUGUGUGAGUGGCGGGGAGAGGGGCGGGGGAAGGAUCCUGGGGAGGGGGGAGGGGGUAUACUUGCCGCGGGGAGGGAUCUUACGCAGGUCGGGCUGGGGGUGGCCAUCAGGGACAGGGGAGAGAGGAACAGUGCGGGAAGUGUCUGACUUGACCUAAAACAGCACAAGACACUCGCGGCGAUUCGUAUGUGCGGGCUGAUUCGUACCUCGCCAUCGAUGCCUAUGUAGACUGGGUACACGGGCUUGUGUCGGUUGUAGUACCUCAGAUCCUCGAACUCCUCGGGCAACUCCGUCUUGUCAAAUGCAUCACGGCCAGCGCCAUCGCGAGGGACAAUGCACCAGCUCAUCACCUGCCACAACACAGACACGACAGUGGAUAGAUCCCUCAGACAUAUCAGGUUGUGCCACAGCUUCGUACCUGCGCGAUCGAUGGCGGUUCGCCCCCAUUGUACUUGCUGUACUGGUUGUCGACCAUCGUGAGGAAGCAGUGGGCGGUCAUCCUCAUCCCAGGAAGACGAUAGCGGUUCGAACAGGAGCAGAAGACGUCGUACAGCUGGAGGGCCUCUGCAGGAACAAAGAACAUCAGCCCAUGAGUGGAUGCAAGUGCGUGUGUUGCAUUGUGCAUUGAUAGAUUGCCAACCUUUCGGACUCUUGAAGCUCCACCUUUUCUUGACGACAUCGAAGAACUUCUUCCAGUUGUUGCGCUCGUGGUUCCUGGCCCUUCCGUCCGUCCACACUGAGUCCACUGCUGCAAAGGGAACAGAAACAGACAAGAUGAUGAGGGCCGAUGUGUCCUUCUGCCUUGUUAAGACUUACCUGCAGCGGUGUGAUGCUGUCGUCUCCCUGCAAUCCAGCAGCCUGGUCGCACUCGGCUGCCUCUGCAGUAUAGCCUUGCUGCCUGAGGUAGUCGCACACCGCCAUGACGCCCCCUGUGUUGGUAGUCUGCCGUAGCACGGACACGUCCUCGCGGAAAGCGAGGGUCUGCAUACAACACAUGCCAAGCAGCCACGUCCAAGCCGCCUGUUUCGUUUGUGAGGGGGUUUGCAGUUCACCUGCUUGAGCGUUUCGUAGAGUUUGUCGAACUCCUUCUUGAUGCAGGUGGGGUCGAUAGAGUGGAAAUCGUGCACCUUCUCAGAAACAACGACUACCUGAAUCGACACGCGGACAAGGAAGAGAUUGUCUGAUUAGUGCGGUAUCGCCAGGUGUUUCCUUUGUUUACGUGGCGCUUGUGAGCUGCUUUGUGUGGCUUCAAGAGCUCUUCAAAGAAGGAGGGAAAGUCCAUCGGUACCAUCUCUCGCAGCUCCGAGUCGCCCUUGAAGAGGCCGUAUUUCCAUGCCGCAGGAUCAGACUUGCCCUUGAUAGGACGGCUCUUCCACCAAUAUGGGUAGACCUGCGAUGGUGUAGAGCCCGGCUCCCCCUGUGGACUACAGAUGUUGCUCACGUCCCAUACGACGAUCAUGAGCUGUCCAGGUGGAAAACCCAGCGGCCUGGAGGGUGGGUAAUGUGUUUGUGCAAUGGUUUGACCUGAAAAACCAAAACGGUCAGCACAAUACCAUACCGAGACACGGGAUUGAAG
Molecule: messenger RNA, 3020 nt
Organism: Vitrella brassicaformis
Lineage: Eukaryota; Vitrellaceae
Source: the annotation of a GenBank genome assembly